Messenger RNA from Blepharisma stoltei, 892 nucleotides. The record is from the annotation of a GenBank genome assembly. NCBI's taxonomy places the organism in Eukaryota, Ciliophora, Heterotrichea, Heterotrichida, Blepharismidae.
AUGAGAUUAAUUUCAAAAGAGAGAUCAAUUGGUUUCAUAUCAAGCAUUCUCAAUACAAAAAGUAAAAAUCGUUAUGAAGAAAUAGUGAAGUCGCUAAUUAAUUACUUGGUAGAUGCUUUUCACCCUCAUUACAGUCCUAAAACAUCCUACAGAGUUCAAAUAAUUGUUGAAGCAUGCAACAAUUUAUUGCAAAAUUUUCAAGUUGUUUCAAUUUUCUGGUAUCCUGUAAAAACACCUCAUAAGUGGGAUGACAAUUCAUCGAUUUGGAGAAUUUUAAACUAUUCGAAUUAUGAUAAUAUAUGUCAAGAAAGUAGUAUUUAUGAGAUAUGCUUUUAUGCAGAAAUUUUUACAAUAUUUUUUGGUUUUUUUGUCAUCAUACUUGCUUGACUAGCAAAAUUUUAUAUGUGAAAAAUUUCAAAACAGUUGAAAUAUUUUUCUAAAGUAACAAUAAAUAUUUUGGUUACAGCUGCUUUUAUCCCAAGUUUGAAAAUUUUGCUCAUAAUUUUUAAAUAUUCGACGUUUAACACUUCUCUAGUCCAGGAAUACCUUGGUGCAAAUAAAGAGGAUUAUAACUAUGGCUUAGCGGGAUCAAUCUUAUGUUUUGUUGGAAUUGGUUUGCUGUUUUUAAUGGUUUUUUCAUAUGAAUUGCUUAGCGCCGAUUUAAAGCAUUCAAAUGCUAAAAAGAAUAUAAGAGCAAGAUCGAAUUCUUCAUUAAAUAUACUCUGGAUUGUUUUUUGCGUUAUAGAAGUUAUGGUCUAUGUUUUUCUAGACUACAAUCAUGUAAGUUUGUAUAUAUUAUUUUUACAUUUAUUUUUGCAGUUGUUUUACUGACAAAAUUUUCCAUUUUUUUGCCUUAUUACAACUUGACAGAAAAUGCGAUUCAUGCUACUAA